AUGUUGGCGUGCAAGAUUCGAGGUCAAUCUUUGUAUUUUGAUGAUAAUCAAUCUUUGACUUAUAUUGAGGCUCUAAAGGCUGUUGGAGUGACUGAAGUUGUUCUAGCUAUCAAUUACCAACCAGAGGUGAAAUUCAGUGGCCCUCGUUACUUCAACAACAUUAAUGUGAUGGAUGAUAUUGAUGAUGAUGAUGUUAUGGAUGAUGCUGCUGAGUUUGAUAUUCCUCAAAAUGCUGAAUUAAACAAUGAUCAAGUGCCUGAAAUUGAAAAUAAGGUUGAGUUGAAAAAGAUUGUUGGUAGUAUUAGUAAUAAGAGGGCUCUUUGUUGGAAACAUUUUUACUUUAUUACCCCAGAAGGUCAUCCGAAACCUAGGGCUGCAUGCAAAUGGUGUCGAAAGGAUUAUGCAUGUCAUUCGAAGCUCAAUGGUACAAAAUCACUUACUCAUCAUCUAAAGUUUCAGUGUUUGAAUUAUCCCAUGAGCAAGAAAUUCACGGGUAGUAGGCAAAAACAACUUAGUUUUCAAAAAAAGGAACAUAAUGACGAAACAAGUGCAAACUUUGUGCCUAUGACCUUCAGUGUUGACGCAUGUAAAAGAGCACUAGCGAAGAUGAUAAUAAUUGAUGAAUUGCCAUUUUCAUUUGUUGAGGGUGAAGGAUUCAAACAAUUUAUUGAAGUUGUUCAACCAAUGUGGAAGCCUCCUGGUAGGCUUGUGAUGGCCAAGAACUGCAUGCUUAUUUAUGGGGAGGAGAAAAUGGCAUUGAAACAAAUAAUUAAGCAUCAAAGGUUGUGUCUUACAACGGACAGUUGGACUUCAGUCCAAAAUUUGAAUUACAUGUGUCUUACGGGACAUUUUAUUGAUGACAAUUGGAAAUAUCAAAAGAAAAUUCUGAAUUUUUGCGUAGUUCCUAAUCACAAGGGUGAUACUCUUGGUAGGAUAGUUGAACAAUGCUUGUUGGAUUGGAGGAUUGAUAAGUUUUUAACUGUUACGGUUGAUAAUGCAUCAUCGAAUAGUCUUUUGAUUGCUUACUUGGAGAGAAAGACCAAACAUAGGAAGACCACCAUUUUAAAUCACGAGUUCUUGCAUGUGAGAUGUUCGGCACAUAUCUUGAAUCUAAUCGUACAUGAGGGAUUGCAAGAGAUUGAUGACCCAAUUGGAAGGGUGCGAAAUAUUGUGAGAUAUGUGAGGUCUUCCCCUUCUAGAAUGGCAGAGUUUUGGUCUUGUGUUGAAAAUGAGAGCAUUACAUGUAGACUUAAACCUUGUUUGGAUGUGUCUACUCGUUGGAACUAUACAUAUUUUAUGUUGGAGAGGGCUUUAACUUAUCAAAAGGCUUUUGAUCAUUUAUGUGAUGACCCGUCCUUCAAAUUAAAUGUAAGAGAGGAGGAGAUUGAUGAGGCGUUUGAUGAUGUUGAUGGUUUUGAGGGUAUGGGUAGGAUAAUUGAAAUUGAGAAAAGAAAGAAAAAGAGAGGGAGAGGGCGGAAGGAAAAUGUUGGGGCUCCAACUUCAAGUGAUUGGGAAAAAAUCAAGUUGUAUGUAAAGUUUCUUCGAGUGUUUUACCUUGCAACUUUGAAAUUUUCGGGUUCUUUGUAUGUCACUUGCAAUGUUUUUUUUGAUGAAAUGGUAUUAAUUCAACAAGAUAUUGUGAAGUUGUGUGAAACCGAUGAUAGUGAAUUGCAUAAUAUGGCACUUGGUAUGCGUGAGAAGUUUAAUAAGUAUUGGGGAGAUUUUGAUAAGAUUAAUCAAAUGUUGAUGUUUGCAGUUGUUCUUGACCCUCGAUGCAAAAUUGAGUUUUUUGAAUAUUGCUUUCGAAAUACUUUGGGAUAUGAUAAGACGAUGGUUGGUGAGUUGACGGAUAAUAUAACAAAUGGAAUUACCCGUUUAUUUGAAUGGUAUGUAAAGAAUAAUGCAAACUCGAAUGUGCGUAGCCAAGAGGUUGGGGGAUCAUCGGACAAAGGAGAUUUGGAUGGAGUUGAAAUGGAGAUUGGUAGUCAUAAAUCUUUGAAAUCUCAAUUUAAGAUGCACAUGCAAAAGGAAACUAACAUGGCAUGCAAAUCUGAAUUGAAAAAGUAUCUUGCGGAAGCAAGUGAGGAUGAUAGUGACAAAUUUGAUAUAUUGCGUUGGUGGAAGUUAAACUCCUCUAAGUAUCCAAUUGUUUCUCAAAUGGCACGAGAUGUGCUAGCUAUCCCUGUGUCCACGGUUGCUUCGGGCGGACGUGUGAUUGAUCCUUAUCGAAGUUCUCUCUCUCCGAAGACCGUGGAAGCUCUUAUUUGUACGCAACAAUGGAUAAGGAAACCAACUAAAAUCAAUAUAAAAGAACAACUUGAUGAGUUGGAGCAAUUAGAUUCAGUUUUCUUGGAAUCAAUUGAUAACGAUUAA
Molecule: messenger RNA, 2373 nt
Organism: Rhododendron vialii
Lineage: Eukaryota; Viridiplantae; Streptophyta; Magnoliopsida; Ericales; Ericaceae
Product: zinc finger BED domain-containing protein RICESLEEPER 2-like
Exons: 5
Coding region: 1-2373 (790 amino acids)
Molecular function (GO): protein dimerization activity; DNA binding
Source: RefSeq, a predicted model, not a curated record